CGGGCGGGCGGCAGCAGCGACGUAGCCCGGCGGUCCCAGCGGCGAGAGCAGCCGCCCCACAGGCCCCCGCGGCAGUGCGGCCGAGUCGAGGCUCGCUCUCUAGCUGCUUAGCGCCGCCCGCCCGCCCGCCCGGUGCCGCCGCCGCUGACGCCCCAAUGAGUUCGUACUUCGUGAACCCGCUGUACUCCAAGUACAAGGCGGCGGCUGCGGCGGCGGCGGCGGCGGGCGAGGCCAUCAAUCCCACUUACUACGACUGUCACUUCGUGCCCGAGGUCGGCGGCCGUCACGCCGCCGCCGCAGCAGCCCUGCAGCUCUAUGGCAACAGCGCCGCCGGCUUCCCGCACGCGCCCCCGCAGGCGCACGCGCACCCGCACCCGUCCCCGCCGCCCUCCGGGACUGGGUGCGGCGGUAGGGAUGGCCGGGGCCAGGAGUACUUCCACCCCGGCGGGGGCAGCCCGGCCGCUGCCUACCAGGCCGCCCCCCCUCCUCCUCCGCAUCCUCCGCCUCCGCCGCCACCUCCCCCCUGCGGCGGGAUUGCCUGUCACGGGGAGCCCGCGAAGUUUUACGGAUACGAUAACUUACAGAGACAGCCGAUUUUUACGACCCAGCAAGAGGCCGAGCUGGUACAAUAUCCUGACUGUAAAUCGUCCAGUGGUAAUAUUGGCGAGGACCCAGACCACUUAAAUCAGAGCUCGUCUCCUUCUCAAAUGUUUCCGUGGAUGAGACCACAAGCUCCUGGUAGACGAAGAGGAAGACAAACCUACAGUCGCUUCCAAACUCUAGAGUUGGAAAAGGAAUUUCUUUUUAACCCCUAUCUGACCAGGAAAAGAAGAAUCGAGGUUUCCCACGCCCUAGCCCUCACCGAGAGACAGGUAAAAAUCUGGUUCCAGAACAGGAGAAUGAAAUGGAAAAAGGAAAACAACAAGGACAAAUUUCCCGUUUCCCGGCAGGAGGUGAAGGACGGGGAAACGAAAAAGGAAGCCCAAGAGCUGGAGGAAGACAGAGCCGAAGGCCUGACAAAUUAACUUCUACCUUUAAAAUUUUACCACAGACUAUUAAAACUAAUAAUCACCAUAUGCUGUGGACACCACCUAUUUUCUUUGUUGGAAAGGACCUUACCUGUGUUUCAAGCUACCUUCAUGUCACUGCUCUUGAGGUUUCUGUGCUUUGAGAGGGAUUUGGGUGUUUAAAAAAGUUUCUAGUAUCACAUAGAAGCUGUCCUUGAGCUGUCCUAUGGAAGGGUAAUUUGAUACUGACCUUGUAGCUAUAUUUUUAUAAUGGUUUUUAAUGUCUGAGCUAGUGAUUUGCCUCAACAACGUAAACUUCCUAAUGAUUAGCACUUAAUAAUUGCAUAUAAAAUGCUUUAUUAAUUAAACAAGUGCACUUGAACAUUUUAAUCUUUGUGGUGAGUAAAUUAAAAGGAGUCUAUUAAUUUUAAAAAAUAUGUCUGCAGAAUACUUUAUAUUAUUUGAUUACAAUGUAUUAUUUAUGGAUUUUUUAUUCUUUCCUUUAUAAUGAAUAGUUCGGGUGCGUUUUGUUUACUCCUAAAAGGUUUCUUUGCGUAUUUUCUAAAUGUAAUAUCUCGGGGAAAAUAUUAGAAAAGCAUGUCUUAGCUGAAGAGUGUAACGUGUAGUCCAGCUCUGCAGCUUCCUUAAACUUAAGGAAAAGAUUGGGCCAGUGACAUGAAUUUAAAGACAAUGUCCAAGUUGACAAUUAUUUUUCUAUAGUCCAUACAAAUUAAAUAAUCUGGCAACUCUGGCAAAUCGCCUUGUAAAA
Messenger RNA from Pan troglodytes (chimpanzee), 1776 nucleotides. RefSeq names its product homeobox D8 (gene HOXD8). The record is from RefSeq and is a predicted model, not a curated record. Gene Ontology annotation, cellular component: nucleus. Lineage: Eukaryota; Metazoa; Chordata; Mammalia; Primates; Hominidae. The transcript has 2 exons. Gene Ontology annotation, biological process: regulation of transcription by RNA polymerase II. Bases 156 to 1025 code for a protein of 289 amino acids. Gene Ontology annotation, molecular function: DNA-binding transcription factor activity, RNA polymerase II-specific; RNA polymerase II transcription regulatory region sequence-specific DNA binding.